CAGGAUCCCAGCUGCAAAGGAUGGGGACUCCAGGGUCCUGAGACUGCAGAAACCACCUAGCAGAGGCAUUUGGCCAUCGUUCAAGCCAAUGUUUUUUGGUUCUCAGAGUCAUGAAGCUGCUUCUGCACUACUUUUUUGCUGCUCUAGUCGCUACAGGAGACUCCCUGAUUUGUAACUGUACUCUAAGUCCAGGCUGCAAUGCUGAUGGUAUCUGUUCAGUUCCGACAGGUGUCUGCGUGGCUUUGGCCCAAGAGGAUAAUAUGGGAGGGGUUGAAAUCUCAGAAGUGUACAAAGCCUGCCAGGAUGACUCUCAAUUUUGCAAUGCAGUGAACUCUGUGAGUGCGACUAAAGGCAUUUAUUCAAGGACCAAUAUGUUAUGCUGCAACAAAGACAUGUGCAAUGCUGCUCCCAUUGCUGUACCACCUAAGAACCUCACCGAGAACGGAGUGAGUUGCCCCGCCUGUUUUGCAAUUGGCUCUGAUAGCUGUGAGCAGAGUGAGACUCUGCGUUGCACAGGAGAUGACAAUCACUGCAUCACUGUGGCUGGGAGUCUGAGUAGAGGAGGUGCCCCUUCCUCCACCUUUGCAAUAUCAGGCUGCAGUUCGACCAGUGUCUGCUCUAUGACUGUGGAUAUGGAAUUUUCCAUGGGAGACUCGACCUUCAUCCUCAAGAGCAACACGUGCAACCCAGCUCCAAACCCCAGCAGUGGCUGAUGGAGCCAGUGGAAGCAAUUUCCUUCUUUUUGCAGGUUUAGGGUGAUUUUUUUGGUCAUGUCCUGCUGUCAGUCCUUUAAAUAACGUAGAAUGAAAAAAACACACACCCCAUAUACACACACACACACUUUAUGCUCUUUAAAGUUAGGCAGGCCCAAUGCAGAUUUUAUAUUGUACCAUCUCAUCUGUUACUA
This is a messenger RNA of Rhineura floridana, 907 nucleotides long. RefSeq names its product phospholipase A2 inhibitor and Ly6/PLAUR domain-containing protein-like. The record is from RefSeq and is a predicted model, not a curated record. The transcript is spliced from 6 exons. NCBI's taxonomy places the organism in Eukaryota, Metazoa, Chordata, Lepidosauria, Squamata, Rhineuridae. The coding region runs from base 111 to 713 and encodes 200 amino acids.